AUGAGCUCGCCAUCAUUACCAUCGCUGUCAUCGCUACACCCGGUGCCACGCACGCAGGGCUUCGUCACUGCUAGGUCCGUUCUGGCCGACCUUGAAUUGCAGCACGAUCGCGAUACAGAUGUGAUUGCCCCCACAGAGAAGCCUAAGAGAGGACGACCAAAGAAGGCCGUCGGCGCACAAGAUGGUCCCGCCAGGCCACGAGCUCGCAAGAAGACGACGGCCUCCAAUGACAAUCUUGAUCUCGACGACGUAGACAACAAGGCUCCUACAAUACCUAAGACGCGAGCCAUCGUUGCGCCUGCACCUAAAAGAGGUCGCCCAAAGAAGGCAACUGCCAUUGAGGAUGCUGCGACUACCACAACAGACACAGCUACUGAGCCCACUGAUACAAUUGACAAUGAUGUUGCUGCCGCUACUGCUGGAAAGCCGAAGCCACCGCCCAAGCCUCGCAAGACAAAGGCCUCGACCAAGUCCACGACUGCUAUUUCAGAGGUGCCUGCUGUCGACAAUGCCGAAACGUUAGACUCUGGUGUAUCGCCUGUUGAUCGAGUUGAAGCCCCAAUCGAGGUGCUUGAUCUUGAUCUUGAUCCGGCUCCGAGGCGCAGACGAGACUGGACUCCGCCGACAGAAUCAGUCCUCCCUCCCUCCUUUCAGCAAAGUAGUGAUACUUCGCCCAUCGCUGAACCUGCUGCUAUCCAUGAUCCUGCGGGCGAAGAGGACACCGGUGAUGCUCCAGCAGCAUUAGAGUUCACCAAACUGAUGGGCGACUUUGCCUAUCAAGAGGACAACCCCAGACCUCCUCCACCUUUAUCCCGAACGCCCAGCGAUGGUCCCACCACCAAGCGAAAACGCUUAGAUCCCGUCGACGUGACUGCCACUGAAGCACCCAAGAAACGGACGAAGAAAGCUGUAGAACCGAAGGAGCCAAAGGCCAAACCGCCUAAGAAGCCAAGAGCGCCAAAGAAGAAACCUCUCACUAUUACUGCUCUUGCUACUGCAGCUUACCUACCACAAUCUGCUAACACUGAUGUUGAUCAGACCAAAUUGAUCUCGGACUUCUUCCCACAGCCCCAGUCCGAUGCCGUCGCUCUGCCUGAUGACGCUGCUGUAGUCAACCCCACAGGCUCCAAGAGUGUUCGUGCUGCUAAGGACAAGCCAGCGCCAAAACGCAAAAGAGCAGUGAAGAAGGUACAGAUAACAGUGCCUGAGAUACAUGUCAAGCUAGACUCUCCAGAAGCUGCUCGUGAGAAUGCUAAGAGACAACAAUGGCUGUUCGGAAGCUCAAGUCAAUUGGCUGCAGCAGAAUCUCCUACCGAGCUUCGCGACCUACAGCAGGCGCUCAAGGAAUCUGAAGAUAUGAUCUCUUCACAGCAAGUGGAUCUCUCACGUGCCACGAGUUAUGCCCAUGUGCCAUCCGCCCCACAUGGCACCAGUUUAUCUGUUGGACAAGCCGAUAGAGUUUUGUGGAUGUCUGCCGCCAGAGACUUCGAGGAUUCUACCUUUGCAUCUGACGAGAGUCGCGACAAUGAUGAUCUGGUCGCAGCGAGUAAAUCUUUGCAACCACAGUAUCCGCCUAGCAGUGCAAAGUCCGCGCCUGACUCUCGUCUCACCGAAGAAGUCAGGCCUCAGGUCGAAGUGUUGACGAUAUCAUCGUCAGCUCCUAAGGAGCUCGAGUCGCCAGAUUCUGGAUAUGUGGAUGUUGACCAAAUUGGUUGUGCUUCACCCUCAACAACUCGCCUGUCCGCCAAACCCGCGAACAUACCAUCUGCCAGCUUGAAGACCAAAGUGGUCGCGAACGAGGAUUCCGGGCUUCUAGAGACUAUUCCCUUAGACACGACUCCUGAAACAGAAGCACUACCUCGCCGCGCUCUUGGUACUCGCGAUCCAAACACCAACAUCACGAGACAGCAGACCGAUCGGGAGGACAAAAUUUCGGACGUCUCUCCGAGGAAAAUUGUCAAUAAACCAUCAGUGGUUUGCUUGGACUCUCCCGAGAAGCGGUCAGUUGGUCGUCCACGAAAGACGAUAAGCAAUGCAGCGCAGACAUCACCUAUUGUCAUCAGGAAGGUGUUGAAUGAUUCUUCUACUUCCUUGACACGAGAGGAGGCUAGACGAAGAUGUCUUACUGUCAGCCCGACUCGGGCCUCUCUCCAACCUUCGCAGGGAGGGUCGCACGAUAUACCACCAAGUACCACCCCGAACUCGCAUCUCAAACCAAGGGGCAGGCCUCCAAAGUUCGGACCUGCUCCCAAUCCUGUCUCGCCAAAACGUGCAAGGGGUCGGCCUCGACGGUCUGCCAGUCCUGAUGGUCUACCCGUAUCAUCACAACUUCGCAAACUGCCUUCCUUCCCUAACGCUUCUUCACAGCGUGCUGCAGUCGCCGAGCCAUCAUCCGAUUACCUCGACAUUGAUGCCAUCUCAGAUAUUGACAUUGCUACCCACGCUCCCUCGCCACCACGACGACUCCCAACAUCCCCACCAAAGGCAACAUUAGAGUUCGACAGACCACCUCCAACACCGCUACCAACCAUUGCAGCAUCGACCGCUCGAUGUAGCGCCAAACUGCUUCUGGCAGAAUGGCCCAGCAUUGCUCCAACGGUGUUCCCGAAGAUCACAAAGACUGUACGCUCUACACCGCCCAGUCAAGAUCAUAAAGCCCCUACCUGGCAUGAAAAGAUGCUGCUCUAUGACCCUAUCGUGCUUGAAGACUUGACACUGUGGCUCAAUGGCCAAGGCGUGCGCAUCGAGAUCUCAGUACCAAAGGUGGUCAAGGGGAAAGGAAAGAAGAAAGCUGAUGCAGCUGAAGCUGUAGAAGAAGCAACAGAGCUGGUUCAAGAAGAAUUGCAGCCUUGGAUGGUGCAGAAAUGGUGCGAGGAGCAUAAAUGGUGGCUCGCCCGGAAGAACGCCUUUGAUACAGCCAACCGCAUAUACAAGAAACUGUACAGAGACUCUGAUGAGUCUCAUUACUCACGCGAGCAGGACUACGACGAGGAUGAAGACUCAAAGGAUCUGCCGCCUCUCAGUCCUUCUUCUCCAGACUGGAACGCUAGUCGUUGGUUUUGGAGCACUGAGCGUUCGGAGAUGUGGGUUGAACAUGUUGCGAGUAGCAAUUGGGUCAAAUUCGAUCCGGAUGUUGGCGACCAGAACAUUCCUCUUUACACAAAAAUCAUUGCCAUCCCCAAUUCAGAGCUCCGACUUGACUCUGAAGCAAAGCUCGCCAAUACAACCAAGAAGCCGGAACAUAUUCAAGAGAAUGUCGAGAAUGGUCCGAUAAGCCAGGCUGAGGUCAAGUCUCUCACGGGUGCAGAGCUGCGACGCAGACCGAAGUUGACCAUACAGAUACCGAGCGGUAUACCAACCUAUUAUUCGAAGCAUGGACCGAACGACUAUUCCAGUUGCAGACCUCACAUCACGAGCGAUGAGCGUGCCGAGUGGAGGAAGAAUAUGUUUUAA
Messenger RNA from Aureobasidium musti, 3453 nucleotides. The record is from the annotation of a GenBank genome assembly. Lineage: Eukaryota; Fungi; Ascomycota; Dothideomycetes; Dothideales; Saccotheciaceae.